Molecule: messenger RNA, 1416 nt
Organism: Ornithorhynchus anatinus (platypus)
Lineage: Eukaryota; Metazoa; Chordata; Mammalia; Monotremata; Ornithorhynchidae
Product: CMRF35-like molecule 6
Exons: 4
Coding region: 157-855 (232 amino acids)
Cellular component (GO): plasma membrane
Molecular function (GO): transmembrane signaling receptor activity
Source: RefSeq, a predicted model, not a curated record
AAAGAGGAAGUUCUGGGCAAGCCAAACCAGAAACGGGCAGAGGAUAGUGUCCCUGUCUGAUGCCAAAGAAGCCCCAAGUGGCCACCCUUCCAGGGAAAUGCGGCAGGUUACUGCUGGUCCCACUGAGGAUGCUACUUCUGCAGGCUGAAGGCAACCAUGAGAUUUCUCCUGCUUUGGACCUGGAGCAUUUUUCCAGGAUGUUUCUCUCUAACGGGCCCCAGGCACGUACGCGGCUCCCAAGGCCAGCCCCUGACCGUGACCUGCAUGUACAAGGAGGGCUACGAGAAGCACAAUAAAUACUGGUGCCGUGGGGCCCAGUGGGCCUCCUGUCAGCCAGUAGUUGAGACCUGGACGGAUAGAAAACUCCAGGAUGGCCGGACGACCAUCCGCGACUUUCCGAGAAAGCUCAAGUUCGAAGUGACCAUAGAGAAUCUGACCCAGCAAGACCAGGACUCUUACUGGUGCGCCAUCGAUAGGAUAGCGGCCCGGGACUUCAAGGUCCAGGUCCGCGUGACUGUGAGUCCCUCAGGACCCAUAGAGUUCAACUGGCCUGAUGGCAUGUGGUCUGAUUCUCCUCCUCUUGAGGCUGGCUCUGGGUUCCAAGGGAAUACUGUUGGGGCCUGUGUCACAGUAAUAAUCUUGAAAAUAUUCAUCUUUCUGGGCUUGUCCUGUGCUGCCAUCUGGAGAUGGAAAUCCCCGACUGGAAAGACAGCGGGAAUGGCAACUGCAAGAACUCUCAUCUUUCCACCAGCAGUGUGUCCUAUGAAGUUUAUUUUCUGGAGAAAAGGUCACAGAUCCACCAGCUCCUCUGGAUCAAACGCUUCAACACCAAACCAGGGCCAAGUUUCAGUUUAAAGCUCUUGGAGAACACAAAGAGGUAGAAAGAAUGUGCUCUUAAGCCGCUGUCCUUAGAUGGGCCUCAGAUUGUUUAGCUGGGUGCUUUGGGCACAGUCUCUGUGACUCUGAAGCCAGUGGCAGAAGGAAUCUCAAGCGUGCAAAGAAAAUGGCUCUCCAAGAUGAAAAUGACUCUCCAAGUUGGCUGCUUUAUCCUGGACAAGAACCGUGAGAGGAGCAAAGCGGGACUGUCUACUGCUUAGCCCAAUCUGCAGAACUCUGGGAGGAUCCAAAUGGCGAGUGACUCUCUCCCAUGGAGAGAAGAUCUCGUCACUACUUCUUGGAGGCGCUGAGCUUUUUGCUCUCAGCCAUCUGAGAUAGGACGAGGGCCUAAGAAGAUAUGACAAUACAGGAUUCAAUCUCCAAGAUUUGAAGGAACGAUGAAAAAGAGAAUCCCAAAACUGGAUCCCAACUGUAGCUAAGGAACAACAAGGCUAUUGCUUGUUUAAAAAAUGUUAUUUGCUAAGUGCUUACUCUGUGUCAGAUACGACAGGGUAGAUACAAGCUAGUCAGGUCAGUCAU